AUGCGGUGUGUGAGCUGGUUUCUGCUGGGGACCUGCCUCCUGGUCCUGGGCCCUGCAGUGCAGGGAGCUCCAGGUCAGUGUCCUACCCAGUGCCACUGCCACGGAGACCUUCAGCACGUUAUCUGCGACAGCGUCGGGCUGAAGAAGAUCCCCCGGGUGUCUGAGGUGACCCGUCUGCUGAACCUGCAGAGGAACAACCUGGGCAGCAUCCCUACAGGAGCCUUCACUGAGAGUAAGGGACUCAUCUCUCUGCACAUGCAGCACUGCCAGCUCCGAGAGAUCGGAUCCCAAGCCUUCAAGGGGCUGAAGAAGCUGGUCUACCUCUACCUGUCCAACAACGAGAUCAGCAACAUCAAGCCAGGUGCCUUCGAUGACCUGGCCGAGCUCACGUACCUCCACCUGGACGGGAACCAGAUCAGCGACCUGCCGAAGGGCGUCUUCUCCCCGAUGAUCAACCUCUUCGUUCUGCAGCUCGACGACAACAAGCUCCGGGAGCUGCGAGCGGGGACUUUUACAGGCGCCAAAGAUUUACGCUGGCUGCACAUGAGCGGGAACGAGCUGACCUUCCUGCAGCCGGGCUCUCUGGACGACGUGGAGAACCUCGCCAUACUUCACCUGGAGAGGAACAGGAUGUCCACCUAUCCCAUCGCGGCCAUGAGCAAACUGCGAGUGGUGGAGGAGCUCACUCUGGGGAAGAACCCCAUGAGGACCAUCCCUGACAACGCCUUCCAGAGCUUUGGGCGCUACAUGGAGAAACUACACCUGGACCACAUGAGUCUGGAGAAGCUCUCUGACGGUGCGUUCACUGGCGUCACAGCAGUGAAGACGCUGCACCUCGAUAACAACAAGCUGAGGUCUCUUCCUAAAAACUUUGAGUUUGGCGCCAUCACCAACCUCACGCUCUCCAACAACCCGUGGAGCUGCACAUGCCAGCUCGCUCCACUGCGCAGGUGGAUGGACUCGAGCCGCAUCCGUCCGGACGCCGUGUGUGCGUCUCCAGCUCAGCAGAAAGGGAAGCAGGUCAGAGACAGCGCCGCCUUCAGUGGCUGCAGAGUGAAGCAGAAGAGGGCCAAAAAGGGCGCCCGCCACUAAACACAG
Messenger RNA from Notolabrus celidotus (New Zealand spotty), 1098 nucleotides. RefSeq names its product chondroadherin (gene chad). NCBI's taxonomy places the organism in Eukaryota, Metazoa, Chordata, Actinopteri, Labriformes, Labridae. The coding region runs from base 1 to 1092 and encodes 363 amino acids. The record is from RefSeq and is a predicted model, not a curated record. The transcript has 3 exons. Gene Ontology annotation, cellular component: extracellular matrix. Gene Ontology annotation, molecular function: protein binding.